Meira miltonrushii is the source of this 775-nucleotide messenger RNA. RefSeq lists its product as uncharacterized. NCBI's taxonomy places the organism in Eukaryota, Fungi, Basidiomycota, Exobasidiomycetes, Exobasidiales, Brachybasidiaceae. The coding region runs from base 138 to 635 and encodes 165 amino acids. The transcript has a single exon. The record is from RefSeq and is a predicted model, not a curated record.
AAUGACGAUUCUUUUUCCAGACUGAUCGUGUGCAUCAUUCCGAACCGAUUAGUUUCAGAAUCACCCUCUCAUUCUACAGUAGCAUAACACUACUGCAUCAUUCAAAACACUUGUUUGAUAAAAUCAACAAUUAUUUCAUGGCGCAUACUAUUCAGAGUCAAGCCAAACUCAAAGCAGAAUUCUUCCGCACAAUCAUGCCUAAAAAGGGCAACUCAAAUGACUAUCAAGUUUUUCUUAGCCGUCUUCACAAUAGAUAUAAGAAAUGCAAGAAAGCCGAAGCUCGCAUUGAUGUCGUUGACUUAGUGGAACAAUUCACAAUAGGAUUGAAUACAACUUAUUUAAUCAUGGCCCAAAUUGAACUUAAAAAGUUGGAUCAAGCUACUCGUGAUAACACCCUCACAAUGGAAUUGUUUCACCAAGCUUCGGUAGAAGUCGGCCGCACUGGUACAAGAAAGGAAACCUCCGAUCAUUUGUAUUCAGUCAUUCACAAUGAAAUUUAUGGUCAAAAGACGAAGGAAACUCUCCCGACUGCCAUGACCAAUACGCAAUCAAAACGUCCUUGGUGUGAUCAUUGCAAUAAACCGGGACACAGAAAAGACAAAUGUUGGAAAUUGCAUGGCAAGCCUGAAAAUUAACACUACUGCAUCAUUCAAAACACUUCAAUAGUAACACGUCGCGUUGUAUUAAAUUGUAUUAUUAAACCCUUCUAUUUACCCAAUGAAUGUGCUAAGCUUUGUCAUCGAGAAUGUGCCCUCAAAUUAAAAUAAAGGCAUUU